AUGGGAAGGAACAAGAACCUGACCAAAGAAAUCACACAUCUCAAAAGAGAAAAUGAAGGUCAGGCCUUGAGAAUGACUAAGAUACUAGAAUCUAGUAGAAGUGCUGACGAAAGAAAGAGAGAGGCAAAAGAAGAUUUUUCAAAAGAUAAAAGAGCCAGGAGACAUGUUGAAGAUUCCAUGAGAGAAAAUGAUGCAAUCAUGAUUGAGAAAGAUGAACAGAUUCGAGUGCUCACUCAGGAAAAUGAAUACAUACACAAACAAAUGAAUGACAAUGCAAAAGAAAAGGAGAGGAUGAUAAAAGAGAUUGAAAAACUUAAGAGUGAGUUGAAAAUAGAAAAUGAGAGAAAUGAGAAGAUGAGAAAAUUCAAUGAGAGAUCUAAGAAGGUAGAUAGACAGUUGAAGGCUCAGAGAAGAACAAAGGAUACAACAGGUCUUGGUUACCCCGGUUUAGGUCCUAUGGAAACAAGAGAAUCAUCUAAAUCCAAAAGAAUGAAGGAUGAUAAAAGAAAUCAAUCAGAAGCAAGAGAUCUCAAUCAAGCAAUCUACCAAGUGCAAAAAGAUUUAAUGGACAUUGCUUCACUUGCAAUAAGUUUGGACACAAAUCAGAAGAAUGUAGGUUCAAGGCAAAGGUUGCUCCUCAUGUUGUGCCAGAAGAAAACCAGCAAGGAAAACCGUAUGACACCGGCGGAAAAGAAGUUGGAGUUGAACUGCUUAUCUACAGAGGAGCUGGCAAUCUGCUACAAGCUGUUGCGCCAGAAGGAAGACCGUAUGACAUUGGCCAAAAAGAAGUUGGAGUUGGACUCCUUUUCUAAUGAGGAGUUGAAGAAUUUGUUUGUUGACGAGUUGUUCCAUCUGUACUUCUCGCUCCGGAACGAGCAGAAGGGGUUGGAGGCGGAAAUGAAGUUGGAGUCAGAGUGCUCGUCCACAGAGAAGUUGGAGAAAUUGACUUGUGAGGAUUAUGAAUUGCAGGGCUCGUCUACAGAGAAGUUGGUGUGCUUGUCUAAUGAAGAGUUGGAGUGCUUGUCUGCUGAGAAGUUUUGGCUCCAUAACAAAAUCAGCAGGGAACCCAGUAUUUCACCGACGGAGAUAGAGUGCUCGUCUUCCUACCAUUCGGGGGACGAAAUUCCUGAAAAGCAAUUGGACGAAUGGACGGAACAGGAGCAUGGCUUUCGUUCAAGUUUACAGAGGAAAUUGGAUGCCAAGUGUCAACAAGAGAUUGUUCCUAUUGAGGACUAA
Molecule: messenger RNA, 1236 nt
Organism: Cryptomeria japonica (Japanese cedar)
Lineage: Eukaryota; Viridiplantae; Streptophyta; Pinopsida; Cupressales; Cupressaceae
Exons: 3
Coding region: 1-1236 (411 amino acids)
Source: RefSeq, a predicted model, not a curated record